UAAUUUGCUGUUUCAGCAACGUACAGGCUGAAACAGCUCUUCCACGUUUAUGAGGCAUCGAUCAUUCACUAUAUUACAACGCCAUAUUACAAAGCAUGGACCUAUGGAGGAUAUAGCUCCAUGUACAAAGCAAGCAUACGGGCAUACAGAGGUUGAUUUCAGCUUAUGUUUCGCUUGUCAGCAAGUUGACUUUACAGGAACAAGAGUAAAGUAGUGAAGGGGAAAGCAGAUAAUGCUAAAAAUGAAGAUUACUAAGCAUAUUGGUAUAUUAAAUGGAAUGAACGAGAAAGAAGAACAAACAGGGAUUAUUGACACAGUACCACAAGAAUAUCUCCAUGACCAGCCAAAGGAUGAGAUAGGUGACAGUGAUCCUAGUAAAAUUAACGGUUCAUCUACACUUAGCACAUAUAUUGAUCCUUUCGAGGAAGCUCGCAUUGACCUUGAAGAUCAUCUCAAAUCUAACAAUGAUCACUCGCCGCAAUUUAUUGAACACAUCUGCUUCGACGAUGAUGACGAUCUAACCGAUGACAAAACACCUGACAUAGUAUCAGAUAAUAUUGAUGAUAUAUUCCAAUCAUGGCUGAAACAAGUGAAAGAGUUAGAUAUUGAAAAGCUCAUGCCUCUGGAAAAUGACGAGGAGAUUAGGCCUCAACAACUGAUCGUUUCUCCGUGUGCUCCAUUGCAGGGUUACAAUCCCUGGCUGUUCUCUCCCUUCACACCAGGAUCACAAUGGAGUAUAAAGAAUUGUGUACACGGUGGUAUACAUGGACGCCCCGCACGAGAACAAAUGUUGAAAUAUGAUAUCUUGGAUGAGGCCUACGACACAAUGCCAAUGGUGAUAACGAUGAUGAUUAUGAUUCUGGUUGUGAAAAUGGUUGCAAGUAUAAAGCAGACAAAACUAGUGGCCGAGAUGAAAUUUCUUGCUCAGAACUUAACGUAAGGCCAUCUGAAAGUUAUACUUCGAUAGAGGAGGGGAGUGGAUUAAUAUGUAAAGGAUCGCCUCCAGAUUUAACUCCACCCCCUGUAUGUGUGUUCAACCUGGAGAGGCUCUAAUCCUGCAGCAUUUCUACCAUGUGAAUUGACUUUACCACCACACCCGCAUCCAUAUGGACCAGCAUUUGCAGAAAGCCGGUUUGGAAAUACGAAUUUGGGAAAUGCGGGCGAUUUCAACAACGUAGGGAGUCUCAAUAUUAGCGCAGACUAGUCUAACACAUUCUGAUACUCAUAGCAUCUCUCUCUCUGUUGCAUCGGAAGGAUAGAGAUGGAGAGGGCGCGGCUUACCACGAUGAGUCUAACUAAACACGUGUAGCCAUUCUCCUAAACCAUUUUCGCACGCUCGGUCUUCAGACACGGCGUGAAGCAGUGAACGAAGAUGCCCCUAGCCCGAGCAUGAACUUACGAAAUAAUAUCAUUGAAAGGUGAUAAGAAGAAGGCGCGGGGAACUCUAACACUGAGAUGAUUAGCCUAGCAAAGGAUGGCCAUGUUGGCAGCGAUAUUAGAAGAGAACAUUAACAUUAGAAAUUGUUUAUUGACUAAACGUGGAGGUGUAUAUAUAUAUUUAUAUUUUAUUUAUUUAUUGACACAACCUAGUAACAUAUUACAUUAAAUACACAUACAUGGACUGGUAUCGUCGUAAUAUACAACCUGUUUUUUGCUAGAUGUAUUUUGAAUGAUCUAGUGAUGUAAUGUAGGCCCAUCUCAGUAUUUUAUGAACGUGUGACACUCUUAAACUAUAUAAUAUCACACCGGAAUAGCCUGACAAUGGUAAAGUCAGAUACCGUUGUCACUAAUGGCGGACAUAACCGUCGCUUCAAUUAGAUUUUCAUGAACUGUAUGUUUAAUAGAGCACCUAGAC
Owenia fusiformis is the source of this 1855-nucleotide messenger RNA. The record is from the annotation of a GenBank genome assembly. NCBI's taxonomy places the organism in Eukaryota, Metazoa, Annelida, Polychaeta, Sabellida, Oweniidae.